ACGUGCAUUAUUCGAAACAAGAUUAUGACAUUUGAAUCACGCUGUCAACAAAUUAGAUUUGACAUUAGAUGAUGGAACUAAACAGAUCAAUAUACAGCCACGUCUGGAACCAUAACAGAAGCGAAGUCGCGGUCUCGGUCAACAAUCGGGUCGAAGUAUUCAAACAUGACGGUGACGAAUGGGACUUGCUCGAUGUUUUAGACAAACACGACUUACGAGUGACUGGUGUCGAUUGGUCUCCGAUAUCCAACAGGAUUGUAAGCUGUGCCGCCGACAGAAAUGCAUACGUGUGGACCCAAGACGGGGAUGGUAAAUGGAAACAUACCCAAGUACAUUUGCGCAUUAAUCAUGGAGCCACUUGCGUUAAAUGGUCCCCGCACGGGAAUAAAUUCGCCGUUGGUUCCGGAUCGAAGAUAAUAUCUGUAUGUUAUAGCAAUGAAAUUAGCGAUUGGUGGGAGGCGAUGCACAUCAAAAAAUCUAUUAGAUCUACCGUAACCUCCGUUGACUGGCAUCCUAACAAUAUUUUACUAGCUUGUGGCUCAACCGAUUACAAGGCAAGGAUCUUCUGCGCUUACAUUAAAGAUAUUGAAGAAACACCAGAAUCAACAGCUUGGGGAGACAAAAUCCAGUUUGGCCAAUUGGUGGCUCAGUUCGUUUACGAAACGGAUUGUGGAGGCUGGGUGCACAAUGUCAGUUUUUCGCCAGACGGCAACAAACUUUGUUGGGUUUCCCACGAUUCCACAGUCAACUUGGCAGAAGCAACGAAAGGAAACGUUGCCGUUAAGUUUAAAACUAAAUAUCUGCCAUUCUUGAGCUGCAAAUGGAUCUCUAAUGUGUGUAUGGCUGUGGCGGGACACGAUUGUAAACUUGUUUUUUAUGAGGUUAAUGACGACGGGAAAUUGGUAGAAAAAGAGUGUUCUUUGAAUUUAAAUAUUCCAAAGUUAAAUGACGAAAAGAGUUUAUCGGCAAUGAAGAAGUUUCAAAUGUGGGAUAAACAGGGUACAGAAGAUGUUCAGAUUGGUCGAUUGGACUCCGAACAUCAAAAGGCUGUAACAACAAUUUGUGUUCAUUCCAAGAAAGAGUCUGGCGUUUCUAAAAUCAGUUCUUCAGGUCUCGAUGGGCGACUGAUCAUCUGGAAUUUGAAUUGUCCUAAAUAAUUGAAUUAAAUAUAAAUAAAAUUAUCCUACUGUUUCUAAAAUUUUUUUAAUAUAGGAAAAAAUUCCCUGAUAAAUAUAAUUAUAACAUAUUUAAAUGUAUAAUUUGUGUAUUGCAGAUA
Aethina tumida (small hive beetle) is the source of this 1276-nucleotide messenger RNA. Its product is annotated as actin-related protein 2/3 complex subunit 1A-B. The transcript is spliced from 2 exons. The record is from RefSeq and is a predicted model, not a curated record. Gene Ontology annotation, molecular function: actin filament binding. Bases 69 to 1157 code for a protein of 362 amino acids. Gene Ontology annotation, cellular component: Arp2/3 protein complex; actin cytoskeleton. Gene Ontology annotation, biological process: Arp2/3 complex-mediated actin nucleation. NCBI's taxonomy places the organism in Eukaryota, Metazoa, Arthropoda, Insecta, Coleoptera, Nitidulidae.